GGCAAUUUCUUCAAUUCUCCACUUUUUUGAUUACUAGCAUGAAAAAGCGUUACCAAGAUUGGCCUACUUGUGGAAUAUAUAUAUAAGGUGGGAGACAACGACUUUGAAAUCGCAAUGCAAAACAGUGCAGAUUUAAACCGACAAACACUUCUUCGCUUCCACACUUGUUUUUCUUCUUCGCUUCCUAAUGGGUCUUUCAAGUGGUCGUCUCUUAAUAAGAAAUCGAGUGCUUAUUUAAAGCCACAUUCACGUACCUUAGCUGCAAGUUUGAGUUAGUUUUCACAAUGCUUUCGAAGUUGUUUUUCAUUUCUAUACUUUCCUCCUUCAUUUUCAUUACUCAUUCUUGUCUUGACCAUCAGAAAAAGUUGUUGCUUCAACUCAAGGAUGAAUUGAGCUUCGACUCUUCUUUCUCAACAAAAUUGGUGCGAUGGAAUGAAACGGAUGAGUGCUGCAAGUGGCACGGUGUGGAAUGUGAUGCAGCUGGCUACGUCGUUAGUUUGCAGCUCGAUCAUGAGUCCAUUUCUGGUGAAAUCGCGGAUUCAUCGAGUCUCUUCAGACUUGUGCAUCUGCAGAAGCUAAAUCUAGCCUACAAUAAGUUCAACAACACUCGCAUUCCGAAAGGUAUUCACAAUCUCACCUAUUUGACGCACUUGAAUUUAUCCAAUGCUGAAUUUGGUGGGCAGGUUCCACUCCAACUUUCCUUCUUGAGGAGAUUGGUUUGUCUCGAUAUCUCGUAUGAGUAUCUAGGAACUCUAAGUCUUGAGUACCCAAAUCUGGAGAUGCUUGUCUCAAAUCUAACAGGGCUUCGAGAGCUCUAUCUUGAUCGUGUCGGUGUUACUUCCUCUCAUGAGAGGAGAAAAUGGAGCCACAUUAUAUCAUCAUAUUUACCCAACCUCACCACAUUGAGCUUGGUACGUUGUGGUUUGUCUGGCCCUUUAGCUAAGUCCUUUUGGCAACUCCAUUCCCUUUCCAUCCUUCGACUAGAUUGGAACAAUCUUGGACCAGAACUUCCAGACUUGUUCACCAAUUUUCCAAGUUUGACCACUUUGUCUCUUUCUGAUUGCAGUUUGAAGGGUUCGAUUCCACCCACCUUUGCUAACCUAACCAACCUGAUUCGUGUCGAUUUGUCAUAUAACCGCUUCACAGGUUCACUUUCUUCUACGCUGUUUGAAGCUCUUUCCAAUCUUGUUUAUUUAGAUUUGGGGGGUAAUUCGUUCUCUGGUAACAUUCCCCACUCUCUCUUUGCUCUCCCUUCAUUGUUGGAACUUCGUCUUAACUUAAAUGAGUUUAAUGGCACUUUGCAACUUCACAAAUGUCAAAACCUUGCCAAUCUAACCCGACUUGAUCUAUCUUACAAUAGAUUGUCGGUAGAUGUUCGCAACGUAAUUAAUUCAACUUCAUAUGGAAGUCUACAACUAAAAGAGUUAGGACUAGGUUCUUGUAACUUGUCCCAUUUUCCUAAUUUCAUCAAAUAUUUGGAUAUGGAACAACUGGAUCUCUCAGACAAUCGGAUUGGUGGGGAGAUACCUAGUUGGAUUUGGGGAACACAACUUCAGGAUUUGGGCCUCUCUUUUAAUCUUCUAACACAUCUACAAAAGCCUUACCAUAUCCCUGCUUCUCUUGAAUACCUAUUCUUGCAGUCUAACCAGCUCAAGGGUGAGUUGCACCUGCACAUUCCACCUGCGUCUCAACUCAGGUACUUGUCUCUUGCUAAUAACAGUUUAAGUGGAUCGAUUCCAACCUCCCUUUGCAGUGCAACAAACCUUGAUGAUCUUUUUUUGUCUGGCAAUAGAUUAAGUGGUAGCAUACCCCCCUGCCUACUUGAAAACAUUAAAGGAUUAGAUCUAGGCCAAAACAGCAUCAGCGGUAGCAUUCCAGAUAAUUUUCCUAUGGAUUGUGAGCUACGAUAUUUGGAUGUUAACAAUAAUAAUUUAGGAGGGAAAAUCCCAAAGUCCCUUAAAAGUUGCAAGGUGUUGAAGUUCUUGAACGUAGGGAACAAUAACAUCAAUGACAGUUUCCCGUGCAUGCUAUCAUCGACGUUGCGCUUUCUUGUUUUGCACUCUAACAAAUUCUAUGGGGAAGUAAGAUGUCACAACAUGAGCUGGCCAGAUCUCAAAAUUCUAGAUAUAUCUUCCAAUAAUUUCAAUGGAAAUCUGGAAUCAAUAAACUUUUCUAGUUGGAAGACAAUGAUGCUACAGAGUGAUGAAGCCAAGUCAGUUUUGUAUUACUCAGUAAGCGUCACAUUAAUCAUGAAAGGGAUAAAUUUAGAGUUUCAUAAGAUUUUGCCAGAGUUUGGUACCAUUGAUUUCUCUUGCAAUAAUUUCGAAGGAGAGAUACCAAAUGCAAUCGGUGAUCUUACCUCACUUCAUCAGCUCAACUUCUCCCACAAUGCCCUCAACGGAAGCAUCCCAAACACAUUUGGUCAAUUGAGGAACCUCGAAUCUCUCGAUCUCUCUGGAAACCGACUGACGGGGCUGAUACCGGUGGAGCUUGCAGGGCUCACAUUUCUUCAAGUCCUGAACCUGUCCUACAAUAAGCUGGUUGGAGAGAUCCCAAAUGGUCGUCAGUUUCAAACAUUUCCAGCUGAUUCCUUCAAAGGCUUGUGUGGUUUCAAUCUCAACAUAAGCUGCAGUGGUAGUGAUGGCAGUGGUCAUUUGGCGCCACAAGAAGAUGAAAAUGGGGAAGAGAAGAGUACUGAGAUCGAGUGGGAAUACGUAUGUGCUGCAGUUGGAUAUGUUGUGGGCUUAGGAAUCAUUGUGUGGCUACUUUUGUUCUGCCGAAGCUUCAGAGAGAAGUACUUUGGCAAAGUAGAAGAGAUGUUUGAAGAUAUAUGCGAUGCCAGAAUCAGAAGAAGAAGAAUGGCAAGAAGAGUAGUGAGGAAUCAAGUGAGGAGACAUUAGUGUUGGCAUUGCUAGUUUGGUUUUUGAAGAUUUAUGUUGACAGUUUGGUCUGACAAAGACUUGUAAUAAAUAGCAUGUUUUUUGUAUGUUUUUAUGUUAAGAGUUUGGCUUGACAAUGACUUGUAAUAAACAUAAUCUUAUUGAAUAUAUCUUUGGCAUUUUUUAUGUCAAA
This is a messenger RNA of Salvia miltiorrhiza (redroot sage), 3072 nucleotides long. Its product is annotated as receptor-like protein 7. Gene Ontology annotation, molecular function: protein binding. Bases 285 to 2900 code for a protein of 871 amino acids. The transcript has a single exon. The record is from RefSeq and is a predicted model, not a curated record. NCBI's taxonomy places the organism in Eukaryota, Viridiplantae, Streptophyta, Magnoliopsida, Lamiales, Lamiaceae.